AGGGGCCUGGGUUGGCGGGUCGGCCGGCCGGGCGUCGGUCGGAAGAGGCGAUGGACCAGUGCGUGACGGUGGAGCGCGAGCUGGAGAAGGUGCUGCAGAAGUUCUCGGGCUACGGGCAGCUGUGCGAGCGGAGCCUGGAGGAGCUGAUCCAGUACGUGGCGGGGCUGCGCCGGGAGAUCCUCCAGAGCGAGAAUCAAGAUGGAGAUCUGUCGGGGACGAUAUCACUUGUUAUGACCCAGUGCUGCAAGCGAAUAAAGGACACCGUUCAGAAAUUGGCCUCAGAUCAUAAAGACAUUCACAGUAGUGUUUCCCGUGUUGGGAAAGCUAUUGACAAGAAUUUUGACUCUGACAUCAGCAGUGUGGGAAUAGAUGGAUGCUGGCAGGCUGAUAGCCAGCGGAUUCUGAAUGAGGUGAUGGUAGAACACUUUUUCCGGCAAGGAAUGCUAGAUGUAGCUGAGGAACUUUGCCAGGAGUCUGGACUUUCGAUAGACCAAAGUCAAAAGCAGCCGUUUGUGGAGCUCAACCGAAUAUUGGAAGCACUUAAAGUUAGAGUUUUGAGACCUGCGUUAGAGUGGGCUGUAUCAAACAGAGAAAUGCUUAUGGCACAGAACAGCUCUUUAGAAUUUAAGCUACACAGAUUAUAUUUUAUUAGUUUAUUAAUGGGCGGAACUACAAACCAGAGAGAAGCGUUGCAAUACGCUAAAAACUUUCAGCCAUUUGCUCUAAACCAUCAGAAAGAAGUCUCUGUGUUUAAUGGGAAGCUUAGUGUACCGAGGCAAGGAAUCGAAAAUUCUCCCUAUGUCCAUUUGCUGGAUGCAAAUCAGUGGGCGGACAUCUGCGACAUCUUUACAAGGGAUGCCUGCGCUCUGCUGGGACUCUCGGUUGAAUCGCCUCUUAGCGUUAGCUUUUCAGCAGGUUGUGUCGCAUUGCCAGCCCUAAUUAAUAUAAAAGCUGUGAUUGAACAGAGACAGUGUACUGGGGUUUGGAAUCAGAAAGAUGAACUACCGAUCGAAGUGGACCUUGGUAAAAAGUGUUGGUAUCAUUCAAUAUUUGCCUGUCCCAUCCUUCGUCAGCAAACAACAGACAAUAACCCACCUAUGAAGUUGGUUUGCGGUCAUAUUAUAUCGAGAGAUGCUCUAAAUAAAAUGUUUAAUGGCAGCAAAUUAAAAUGUCCCUAUUGUCCCAUGGAACAGAGCCCUGGAGAUGCCAAACAGAUAUUCUUCUGAGGACACAAUUUGCUAUGUAGUUUUAUCUGUGUGUUUUGGAAGACUGAAGCAGGCAAAUGCUCCAUUUUAUGCUGUACAGGCCGAGGAGGACUCCCAAGUUUUGUAUAAGCCUCAUGCUCCAGAAAUUUUUGCCACAUUUAGUGCAGACAUACAGAUUGGAAAAAAAAUCUGCAGAAGUAAUAUCUGUUAUAGGGCUUCUACUCUUAACCUUGGUCUCCAUAUCUGAUCAAGAUACGACACCAGCAGUUGUCAUUCAAUGCAGGUUUUUGUACUUAAUUGUAUGGUGUCUUCUCUUUUUAAAAGCAGACAUCAACCACAAGCAUCAUAUAGGCCUAAUAUUUGCCCUGCUUUUAUCACCCUGUUAGAUGAACGUCGCCAUAAAGAAUGUGUGAGGAAAGUUUUUAUUUCCUUAGUGUGUAAAUAAUUAAAAGAGAACUUUGGAAAAAGGUUUGAUAAAUUGAAUAGUGGUUAUAGACAUACCUGUAUUUCUGUUCUUACUGGUUUAUCCCAACCCAAAGCUGUGAUAUUUUUUUUGUUGAGCGUUUUUCCCCCCUUCCAGCUUUUAAAACAGAACUCCAAAUGAAUGUGCUUAUAUAAUAUAUAUAAACUACACGAAUAUAUAACAGAGUUCAAAACCAUUUCUGAUUUAGAAAUCACUUCUGAUUUCCUGACUGAGAGCUCUUUGUGUAGCUGCGAGUAUUCAAUAAAUGUAACUCUGGACUGGAAAGAAGCGUUUGUCAAUGGAUACUUGCUCUCCAGCUUUUUUUAGUCUUAUAACCUAAGCUUUGUACUUUACGUCAGUGUCAUGUUGCUGUACAGUUUACUAGACAUGAUAAGCUACAUUAUUUAUAAAGUUAUCAGAACCAAAUAAACUGUUGACAAUGUU
This is a messenger RNA of Lacerta agilis (Sand lizard), 2112 nucleotides long. It is a transcript of the gene RMND5A, whose product is annotated as required for meiotic nuclear division 5 homolog A. The transcript has 10 exons. Bases 51 to 1226 code for a protein of 391 amino acids. The record is from RefSeq and is a predicted model, not a curated record. Gene Ontology annotation, molecular function: ubiquitin protein ligase activity; protein binding. Gene Ontology annotation, biological process: proteasome-mediated ubiquitin-dependent protein catabolic process. NCBI's taxonomy places the organism in Eukaryota, Metazoa, Chordata, Lepidosauria, Squamata, Lacertidae. Gene Ontology annotation, cellular component: GID complex; nucleus; cytoplasm.